AUGGCCAUGAUGGUUGAAUUCCCUGACAGAGCCCGUGUGGUGGCCUGGGGUCAAGGCCAAAACCACCUGAGUCCAGAGAGGGAGAAGAAGCUGGUGUUUCUUACAGCUCGUGUUCACCCUGGAGAGUCUCCGGCCUCGUUCGUCUGCCAAGGUGUGAUUGACUUCCUGGUGAGCCAGCAUCCCGUCGCUCAAAUCCUGAGAGAUCACGUGAUCUUCAAGAUCGUCCCGAUGCUCAAUCCUGAUGGAGUCUACCUGGGCAACUACAGGUGCUCUCUGAUGGGCUUCGAUCUGAAUCGCCACUGGCAGGAUCCCUCUCCCUGGGCCCACCCCACGCUGCACGCUGUUAAGCAGCUCAUCGUGCAGAUGAACCAAGACCCGAGGGUUAGUUUGGAGUUCUACAUUGAUGUCCAUGCCCACUCCACCAUGCUGAAUGGCUUCAUGUACGGCAACGUGUUUGAGGAUGAAGAGCGUGUCCAGAGACAGGCUGUCUUCCCCAGGCUGCUGUGCCAAAACGCACCAGACUUCUCCUUUUCCAACACCUCCUUUAACCGUGACGUGGUGAAGGCUGGCACCGGUAGGCGUUUCCUUGGUGGUCUCCUUGAUGAUACAUCCUACUGCUACACUCUGGAGGUGUCCUUCUACAGCUACAUGACAGCUGGCAGCACCGCUCCCGUGCCCUACACUGAGGAGACAUACAUGAAGCUGGGCAGAAAUGUGGCCCGAACAUUUUUGGAUUACUACAAACUCAACAACCUCAUCAAGGACAACAGACCAUCUGUCAUUCAAUGUCCUGAGGUGACAAGCCAGACAGCCAAUGGUAGCGGAAAGGAAGGUGGUGUUGGUAAAGACACAGCGGACAGAGAACAAGAGAAGAGCCUGGGCAUCAGACACUAGACAGACAGACGGACGGACGGACGGACA
Messenger RNA from Salarias fasciatus (jewelled blenny), 921 nucleotides. Its product is annotated as cytosolic carboxypeptidase 6-like. The transcript is spliced from 9 exons. NCBI's taxonomy places the organism in Eukaryota, Metazoa, Chordata, Actinopteri, Blenniiformes, Blenniidae. Gene Ontology annotation, molecular function: zinc ion binding; metallocarboxypeptidase activity. The coding region runs from base 1 to 894 and encodes 297 amino acids. The record is from RefSeq and is a predicted model, not a curated record. Gene Ontology annotation, biological process: proteolysis.